This is a messenger RNA of Xylaria bambusicola, 1560 nucleotides long. RefSeq names its product ribosomal L28e protein family-domain-containing protein. Gene Ontology annotation, cellular component: preribosome, large subunit precursor; nucleolus. Bases 369 to 1364 code for a protein of 331 amino acids. NCBI's taxonomy places the organism in Eukaryota, Fungi, Ascomycota, Sordariomycetes, Xylariales, Xylariaceae. The record is from RefSeq and is a predicted model, not a curated record. The transcript has 6 exons. Gene Ontology annotation, biological process: maturation of 5.8S rRNA; maturation of LSU-rRNA.
UCCAAUCAGACUUCUUAGUCAGCGGCUCUUCAGGUCGAGUGGGGCUGGGCCCCUUGGUGCUUCCAAGCUAAAGUUUUUUUUUCUUUCGACAUUGCAGACCUUGACAUCUGAUUCCUGAUCCAAACCUACACGUGCCUACCUACGAUAUCUCGUAGUAGCACUAAUUGGGAUAUCCCCCGACUGCUCUUCUCCUUGAAGCGUACCUAUAUUUGACUAAGGAGUCUGAAGAUUACGACUCUUAUUUAUUUGAACGGGGAAUUUGUGACGGGAGCGAAGCUCUUAUCUGACCUCUUAUCAUCGAUUGCAUUGGUUCAGCAUCCGCCACCCGUUUCUCAGCCUUUCCCAACUUCAUCGCCCCUGUCGUCAAGAUGAGUGACGAAAUCAUCUGGCAGGUCAUUGACAAGCAGUUCUGCUCUUACAAGGUCAAGGCGACUCGUGAGAGGACAUUCUGUCGAAAUGAAAUGAACAUAUCUGGAUUGUGCAGCAGAACCAGCUGUCCACUUGCCAACAGCCGUUAUGCCACUAUCCGUCCCCACCCAGAUCCCACAAAGGCGAUCAAUUAUCUAUACAUUAAGACUCCGGAGAGAGCGCAUAUGCCCUCAAAACUAUGGCAGAAAAUUAAGCUAUCGCAAAAUUAUCAGCAAGCUUUGGCGCAGAUCGAGGAACAUUUGAAGUACUGGCCACAGUAUAUGAUCCAUAGAGCUAAGCAACGUCUCACUCGGUUACAACAAGUUAGUAUUCGAAUGAGACGAUUGGCCAAAGAAGAGGCUAGACUUGGCGAAAGGAUCGUUCCCAAGCUAGCUCCAAAAGUCAAAAGACGUGAGGCGACCAGAGAACGGAAGGCAGAGGCUGCGGCCAAGCUUGAACGUGCUAUUGAGAGGGAGCUGCUUGGGCGACUACGUGAAGGUGCCUACGGAGACCAGCCUCUGAAUGUCAGCGAGCAGAUCUGGAAGAAGGUGCUGAAUGCCAUGGAGCGUGAAGGAGAAGCGACCAGAGACAAGGAUCUUGACACUGGAAUUGAGGAUGAAGAUGAGGAUGAAAGAGAAGAGGAGUUUGAAAUGGAUGAUGAAGAGGAAGAUGGCGCGGUGGAGUACGUUUCCGAUUUUGAAGAGAGUGAUGAAGACGAUCUAGACGAUCUCGAAGAUUGGCUGGGAAGCGAUGAAUCCGGAGAGGAAGAGUCCGAGACGGACGAGACGGAUGAGGAUAGUGAGGAUGCAUCGGCGAAGAAGAAAUCAUUGGCAACAGGCGACAAGCGGAAGCGGGCACAGGCUGCUCGAGCUAAGCCGAAGAAGAUGCCCCGACGCAGGCGGGAGAUUGAGCACGAGCAUGAGCUCGAACACCAGCGACCUGAGCUGGCCUUCUAACUUUCCAUUUGAGAACUCCAUGGCCGGCGCGGCCGGAUUCUUCUUGAUACCCCUUGAACAUGAAUCGAGAUACUCGGACAUAUCAGAGCUGGAGAAUAUGUACUUUAUUUCUGAUCAAUUGGCAUAUUUCGUACCUCCUCAAAACUAGAAGACUGAUGAAAAAUUGAAAUAAUUAUCAAGACAUCUUUAUAGCCCU